Messenger RNA from Mucor mucedo, 498 nucleotides. RefSeq lists its product as uncharacterized. The transcript has 5 exons. The record is from RefSeq and is a predicted model, not a curated record. Lineage: Eukaryota; Fungi; Mucoromycota; Mucoromycetes; Mucorales; Mucoraceae. Bases 84 to 401 code for a protein of 105 amino acids.
CUUUUGCGUUGCUAGAAGAAGCGCCUAAGGGAGUAUCUUACCACACGCCCGGAUAUCAUAAUGAUUUAUUAUAAAGAGCAAGAAUGGCUGAAAUUUGCAAAAGGCAAUUACACCUUCGCCUUCAAAAAAGUUCAUCCACCAAAGAACACUGUGCAUUUGGAAUACUUGUUGGAGGAAUGAUGUCGGAACUUACAAAGCUGGAACUUGACAAUGGAAAAUACAAUUAUUCAAUUCUGAAGACAAUUGAAAUUCCAGGACGAAAAGAAGCCUAUGAAUCAAUUGAAAAAAUAUUUGAAAGUUUCAAAUUAUUGAACAAUCACUGCCUUCUGAAGAAGAAAAGCCAUCAACACUUUCGUUUGAUCAAUACCCAGAAGUACUCAAACCAACCAUUCGUUUCUUAAAUUGUUGAUGUGGUAUUUUAAAAUUGAAAAGAAAGUAAAAAAUCCUGCCAAAAUAAAAGUACUUUGAAACUGUUUCUAAGAUGUUUACAUAUUCGUG